Messenger RNA from Penicillium canescens, 744 nucleotides. RefSeq names its product PDGFA associated 1 family protein. The coding region runs from base 1 to 744 and encodes 247 amino acids. Lineage: Eukaryota; Fungi; Ascomycota; Eurotiomycetes; Eurotiales; Aspergillaceae. The transcript is spliced from 3 exons. Gene Ontology annotation, molecular function: RNA binding. Gene Ontology annotation, cellular component: cytosol. The record is from RefSeq and is a predicted model, not a curated record.
AUGGCGCGCGGUGGUCGUGGAGGAAAGUUCUCCAAGCCCUCUCGUGGAGGAGGCAAGCAUUUCAGCAGAGAUCUCAACCCCCUAGACAAGGAUGGCAACCAAGUUGGUCUCUGGCGGGAACCAGAGGACGGUAUCAAAUCAUCCAGCGAAGAAGAAUCCUCGGAGGAGGAGAGCUCCUCAGAAGAGAGCGAGGACGAGACCAAGCCCGAAGCAUCCACAGGCGCAGGAACCCGUGAAGAGCGCCGCGCAGCCGCCAAAGCCAAGAAGCUAGCAGCCAUGAAAAAACGUGGCCAGCAAGCUGCACAGCCCGGUGACCUGCCUCCCUCUGACUCGGAAGAAUCCGACGACGACCUCCCCGCCAACCCCAAUCACACCGCCAAGUCCCGCUCCAUGACGUCCAAGACCGCCGAUGCACCCACCGCGGAGCCUAAGAAGCCCGCUAAGGUUAAGGAUAUCUCGCAGCUGUCGCGCCGGGAGCGUGAGGCUCUGCAGGCCCAGCAGGCGCGUGAGCGUUACCAGAAGCUGCAUGCUGAGGGUAAGACUGAUGAGGCCAAGGCUGAUCUUGCGCGUCUGGCUAUUGUGCGUGAGAAGCGUGAGCAGGAGCGUCUGCGCAAGCUGGCUGAGCAGGAAGAGAAGGAUGAGCAGGCCAAGGAGCGGGAGCUUAUUAACCAGGAGCGGGAGGCGAAGUUGCGUCAAAUUGCCAUGGGAAAGGGAUCUAAGAAGCUUGGUGGUAAGAAGAAAUGA